Messenger RNA from Gavia stellata (red-throated loon), 1056 nucleotides. RefSeq names its product thymocyte expressed, positive selection associated 1 (gene TESPA1). The transcript has 8 exons. The annotation marks the transcript as partial. Gene Ontology annotation, molecular function: signaling receptor binding. Lineage: Eukaryota; Metazoa; Chordata; Aves; Gaviiformes; Gaviidae. The record is from RefSeq and is a predicted model, not a curated record.
AUGGAGGGCGCGUCGGUGCUCAGCCCCUCCUCAUGGGAGAAGCGACGCGCGUGGGCCAGGCAGAGCCGAUGCUGGCGGACCACCGUGGUGGAGGAGGAGGCGGCCGCCGCCAUGCAGGAUGUCCCCGAGCUGCAGCCACCCCACCUGGACGACGUCUUCCUCGAAGGCAGCCCCUCCAGCAAGAUAGAGUCGUGGCUGCAGGAGUGUGGGUCAUCAGUGGAGGUCCCACCAGAGGAGCUGGGCUUGCCGGGCCCCUACGGGUGCGGGAGCAACGGGACCAGCUUUGAGGACGACCUGACCCUGGGAGCUGAAGCUCUUCUGCUACCGGGGAGCGACAAGGCCACGGGCAGAGCUCUGCGGGACAAGUACCUCCACCUGGGGCACAGCAUGGCAUCCAGUGCGCUCUCCAGCCUCACCACCAAGACCAGCUCCAGCAUCUCCGAGGUCCUGGAGUGGUGGCAGGCAGACGCCGAGGAGAUCCUCUACAACCUGGGCUUUGUGCAGAGCGAGCCGGGGGCCGUGGCCCGCAUCCCCGCGCGCUUCUUCUCGGCUCCUUCCCACGCCAAGGGCAUCGACUUCCAGGUCUUCCUCAAGGCCCAAGUGCGGCGCAUGGAGAUGGAGGACCCCUGCUUGAUGCUGGCCAGUCGCUUCCAGCAGGUCCAGGCUCUGGCUGCUACAGCCGAUGCUUUCUUCUGCCUCUACUCCUACGUCUCGCGGACCCCCGUGCAGCGCAUCUCCCCCUCCCGCUUCGCCUGGGCUUGUCCCGACGUCCCCGACAUCCGCGUCGCCCCCACCCAGGCCGGCACCCUCUCACCCGUGGAGCGUCUGAAGAAGGCUGUGUCCACCAUGUGCCUCUACACGUCCCCACGGGACGAGGACAGCCCGGGGGACACCGGCCGGGCACCCACCGUGCCCACCGGCCAGCCCAGCACCCUGGGGAAGGUGGUGCAGGAGGUGCUGCAGCGGUCACGGGAGGAGCGGUUUCGGUUCGACCCGGCCGAUGUCCUCGAGGGCUGGGGAAGGGAUGGGGAUGCGGGGACGGUGCAGCACCGGCGG